Molecule: messenger RNA, 1695 nt
Organism: Pseudophryne corroboree (corroboree frog)
Lineage: Eukaryota; Metazoa; Chordata; Amphibia; Anura; Myobatrachidae
Gene: PDIA2
Product: protein disulfide isomerase family A member 2
Exons: 11
Coding region: 1-1599 (532 amino acids)
Biological process (GO): response to endoplasmic reticulum stress; protein folding
Cellular component (GO): endoplasmic reticulum
Molecular function (GO): protein disulfide isomerase activity
Source: RefSeq, a predicted model, not a curated record
AUGAGGUGGCCCCACUUGGUUCUCUUCAGCCUUCUCGCAGUCUGCCACGUGCUGGCUGAAGACUCACAAAAUGCUACCUCGUCACAGUCUUCUGAGAACUCCAGCGAGGAGGCCACAGAUGAAAUCCUAGAAGAAGACCAUGUCCUCGUCCUGAACAAGAACAAUUUUGACAAUGCCCUACGUACCUAUAAGUAUCUGUUGGUUGAAUUUUAUGCCCCGUGGUGCGGCCAUUGUCAGGAACUCGCUCCAAAGUACAGCCUUGCAGCGGAAGCCCUCAAAAAUCAGACAGCAGAGGCGCGACUCGCCAAAGUGGACGCCACAGUUGAAAAGGAGCUCAGUGAUGAAAUUGGUGUCAGUGGUUACCCCACACUGAAAUUCUUCAAGGAUGGAAACAGAACCGGCCACAUUGAUUAUGGAGGCAAGAGAGACACGGAUGGCCUUGUGAAGUGGAUGCUGAGACGGAUGGUUCCUGCCACUGUAGUCAUUAAUACUGUAGCGGAGAUAGAAGCGUUUAUCACAUCUCAUGAAUAUUCAGUGAUUGGUUUCUUCAAGGACUCUGCAGAUGCCGAUUUAAACCUAUUUCUUGACGUAGCAUCAAACUCUGAAGACUUCAGCUUUGCGAUUGCACAUAAAGAAGAAAUAUUUCAGAAAUAUGGCGUCACUAAUGACAAAGUCAUCUUAUUCAAGAGUUCUACUGAAAAGUAUGAAUAUGAGGCGGACGAGGAGUUGGGAUUAGACAAAGAUGAACUGCACAGAUUUCUAAUGGUUAACACCAUGGAGCUAGUCACAGACUACAAUGAUCAGACUUCAGAGAAAAUUUUCGCAGCCAAGAUUCCAAACCAUUUAUUGCUGUUUAUCAAUAAGACUGAAGAAUACCAACUCCAGCUCAUUGACAACUUCCGUGACGCAGCCCCUGAGUUUAAAGGAAAAGUUCUCUUUGUGUCAAUCAAUUCCGACGGACCCCACUCUGGAGUUCUGGAAUACUUUGGACUCACCAAUGCCGACGUCCCAACCAUCCGCUUUAUUAACAUUGAGUCUGUGAAGAAGUUUGUUUUUAAUGCAGAGAAAAUAACCGCAGAGACGGUGAAAGAAUUCUGCCAGGGGGUUAUUGAUGGUAAAAUAAAGCAAAAUCUGAUGAGCGAAGAACUUCCAGAAGACUGGGAUAAGAAGCCUGUGAAGGUUCUCGUGGGGAAGAACUUUGAAGAGGUUGUGUAUGAUGAAACAAAGAACGUCUUUGUGGAGUUUUAUGCCCCUUGGUGCACUCACUGUAAAGAGCUGGAACCUAUCUGGGAAGAGCUGGGAGAAAAAUACAAAGAUCAUGAGAAUGUUAUCAUCGCUAAAAUCGAUGGCACCGCAAAUGAAAUUGAUGGGCUGAGAGUGAGAGGUUACCCAAACCUGAGGUUUUUUCCUGCCGGACCAGAUCGAAAGAUGAUUGAGUACACAAAAAAUAGGACUGUGCAGCUGUUCUCUCAGUUUAUUGACAGUGGUGGAGUGUUACCCGUGGAUGAAGAGGAAAAGAUAAUAGAAGAUUUAAAGAGAGAUCCAAAUGACAUUAAGGUAGAAGAUGUAAUUCCAGAGAAGUCAAAAGAUGAACUGUAGAGACGGCAACCUAAAUACACAACAGCAAUGGUGGACUCUUGUGAGGAAUUUCCACAGCACCGAAAAAUAAAGUGGUGUUUACCAAGUUAUAUAACA